AUGACAUUCCAUGCCAUAAACUGUGCUAUUGGCAUGAAUUCUGCUUUGUUUUGGAGAUGUUUGCUAUUGAUCACGUCAGUGCUAGGCGAGGGCAAGGCUACCUGCAUUCUACGAGGUGACUUUAACCUGCCUGGGCUACUCCAGGACGGAGAUGUUGACAUUGGCGGCUUGUUCCCUAUGCACUAUAGAGCAGGUGUAACUGAUCUCGCUUACCAACACAAACUUACAGUACCUACAUGUCAAAGUUUUGACUUUAGAGGGUUUCGCUGGGCACAAACUAUGAUUUUUGCCAUUGAAGAAAUAAACAAAGACUUGAGCUUGCUUCCGAAUAUAACAUUAGGUUACAAGAUUUACGACUCCUGUGCAACACAUGUCCAGGCUCUGAGAUCAACUCUUACCAUCCUAAGUGGACCAGAAGUGAUCGAAUCAGAUGAAAAAUGCCCUAAAGAUGUAUCUAUGCCAGCAAUUAUUGGAGAUUCCGGAUCAUCACAAUCCCUAGUGGUAGCAAGAACAAUAGGACCCUUCAGAAUCCCUAUGGUUAGUUACUUUUCGACCUGUUCAUGUCUCAGUAACAGGCGCGAGUUCCCUACAUUUUUCCGAACUAUUCCCAAUGAUGAUUAUCAAGUCAAGGCCAUAGUCCAACUGGUGAAGCACUUUGGUUGGACUUGGGUUGCCGCGAUUUCUGAGGAUGAUGACUAUGGAAGAUUUGGAAUUCAAGCACUCACUGAAGAACUUGAGAAACUGGGCGUGUGCAUGGCCUUUUAUGAAAUGAUUCCUAAAGUUUAUUCCCAUGACAGGAUUCUUCAUAUUGUAGAACGAAUCAGGAUGUCAUCUGCGAAGGUUAUUGUUGCCUUUUCUGGCGAUGGAGAGAUAUUUCCCUUAAUGCAGGAAAUUGUCAAACAAAAUAUAACAGGUGUACAAUGGAUAGCAAGUGAAGCCUGGAUAACAACUCCUCUAUUUUCCCCAAGUCUGUUCUAUGACACAUUAGGUGGGACCAUAGGAUUUGCUAUUCGUAGAGCAGAUAUUCCAGAGCUGAAAGAAUUUUUACUUACGCUUCACCCUUCUUUAUUUCCUGGCAAUGCAUUGGUAAAAGAGUUUUGGGAAACAUUGUUCAGUUGUUCAUUCGACAUGAUAGACAACACUCCACAACAAGCCAAUGCAACACAGCCCCAAUGUUCAGGACUGGAGAACAUAGAUGCAGAUUAUAACAUGUACUCAGACGUCACCCAGCUUAGAAUUUCAUACAAUGUAUAUAAGGCAGUCUAUGCUAUAGCUCAUUCUCUACAUAGCUUAAUUCUCUGUGAAAAUGGGGCUGGACCAUUUGAAAAUAAAACAUGUGGAAACAUUUCACACCUCAAACCAUGGCAGCUCCAGUACUAUCUGCAGGAAGUGUCAUUUACUGACAGUCUGGGAGAAGUUGUGGAUUUUGAUGAAAAUGGAGACCCCAUUGCCUCCUACGACAUUAUAAACUGGAAACAAGGUGCUGACGGGUCAGUUCAGUUUGUGACCGUGGGGCAUUAUGAUGCUUCUGAAGGUUCAGGACAUAAACUUGUGCUGAAGGAAGAGGAUAUUAUUUGGAACAGAGGUCAGAAUAAGGUGCCGCAAUCAAUGUGUACGAUAAGCUGCCCACCAGGCACCAGAAAAGGGGUUCGAGAAGGCGAACCUAUUUGCUGCUUUGACUGUCUCCCAUGUGAUGAUGGGGAAAUCAGUAACCAGACUGAUUCCAUUAAAUGCACAAAGUGUCCAUUGGAUUUCUGGUCCAAUCAUGAAAGAGUCCAGUGCAUUCCAAAGGAAAUCGAGUACCUUUCUUAUGAAGAAACAAUGGGCAUUAUGUUAACAGUGAUUGCAUUAUGUGGAGCAUGCAUCACCAAGGCUGUCGCCGCCAUUUUCUUCUGUUACAGGAAAACUGUCAUUGUUCGGGCUAAUAAUUCUGAACUGAGCUUUUAUCUUCUCUUUUCCUUGACUUUAUGCUUCCUAUGCUCUGUCUCCUUCAUUGGAAAGCCGACACACUGGUCAUGCAUGAUAAGACACACGGCAUUUGCCAUCAGCUUUACUCUCUGCAUAUCCUGCGUUCUUGCAAAAACAGUAGUGGUUCUGAUUGUGUUUAAGGCCACACUGCCUAACAACAACACAUUGAAAUGGUUUGGUCCCCUACAGCAAAGAGCUGGCAUCUUCAUCUCAGUAUCUGUACAAGUCUUGAUUUGCAUUAUAUGGUUGGUGUCAUCCCCUCCAUUCCCUUCAAAAAACACACAGGUGUCAAAUGCCAAGAAUAUUUUGGAAUGUGACGUUGGCUCUGUGGUUGACUUCUGCUGUGUGUUUGGCUACAUUGGGUUCCUUUCUGCCAUGUGUUUUAUUUUGGCAUUCUUGGCAAGAAAGCUUCCUGACAACUUCAACGAAGCAAAAUAUAUAACCUUCAGCAUGCUGAUCUUCUUUGUGGUUUGGAUAGCAUUCAUACCAGCUUAUGUCAGCUCUCCAGGAAAAUACACAGUAGCUGUAGAAAUCUUUCCUAUCCUGUCAUCCAGUUUGGGGAUGCUCAUCUGUAUAUUUGCCCCUAAAUGUUACAUUCUGUUGCUGAAACCAGAAACAAACACAAAGAAGCACCUUAUGGGUAGGGAAUCCUUGGGCAACAAGCUCUGA
Molecule: messenger RNA, 2637 nt
Organism: Callorhinchus milii (elephant shark)
Lineage: Eukaryota; Metazoa; Chordata; Chondrichthyes; Chimaeriformes; Callorhinchidae
Product: extracellular calcium-sensing receptor-like
Exons: 6
Coding region: 1-2637 (878 amino acids)
Biological process (GO): G protein-coupled receptor signaling pathway
Cellular component (GO): membrane
Molecular function (GO): G protein-coupled receptor activity
Source: RefSeq, a predicted model, not a curated record